AUAGUGUUUGGCAAUGCUUCUGCGGCUGCGGUUAAUGAAAAAGCAAUAUUACACCUGUUUGGUUAACUACAAACCGCAGGUUAAUUUGACGUGGGUCCCAUUAGAAACUGCGUUUCAAAUACAAAAAUUGAAAAGCAAUUAUCUUUUGCUUUUCAUGCGUUUCUGCUCUCUCUCAUCACCGACAAUUUCCAAUUGCUUCCCAACUGUUCUCUCUCAGACCCUCAUCAAUUUGCAAUAAACUCUUCCCAACGGUAAAAAAAAAACCCAAAAAAUUCACUGGAAAGCAGUGUUGUGUUGAUCUAUCAGUUUCCUUCAUGCGGUUUUCUCCCUCACCACCAAAAUUGCCCUAACCACCAACGCCAGACAAGCUUUUCUUCCCCUCUGUCCAUUCAAACACAACCCGUCACCGAUCCGUCCCUCCAUUGUUACAAUUGCAGAAAAAAAACCAAGAGAUUGGUCCCGGGAAAGGUCCACGAGCGAGAUACCAGAACACAGCUGCAACACCGCUGGGGUUUGCAGCACAAAAACGCAGAGACUGAGGUAAGUUCCUCCCUUAUCUCCAUCUUCUUUUUCAGUUUUUUAGAUGAAAAAUUUCAUUGUUGCUGCAUGCUCGAUUACAAAUUUUUGAUUUGUAAAUCUUUAUAAAAGGGACACUAAUGGCUUUCUGAAAAACCCAGCCCUAAACCGCCGUGAACCUUCUCCAAAAACCCCCUCUAUCUUCCCCUCUUCUAAUUAUUGCAUUGAUUUAAACAAUUCUUUGAAUUUAUUUUUUUCAAUCUGGAGAGGCAAAUGACGAAUCUUUUUAAUUGUUGAAUGCUCAGACUCUUGGGUUCUUAUGAUUUAUAUGCUUGAAAAAAAACUGAUCUGAUGCUCUCUAUCUUUCUGCUUUUAUGUCUUCAAGUCUCAGCUUUCAUUGUUUUUUUUUAAUUACUGUGCUGCCAGCCAAUGAUGCAAACCCUGAUUUUCACUUAAAGCAGGGCUAUCGAUCUGCCUAAACUGUUGUUAAUACAUGAACUAGGACGGUCUGAGGCUUGAAUGGUUUUAGUUUUUUUUUGUUUUUCAAGAUUUUGUUUUCUAUCUUCUUGUUCGAAGGCUAAAAACUUGCUUUGGACUCUGUUUUGUGCAUGAUGAGAAACAUAAAAAAUAACAGUUAUCCCUGGCUAAUUCAUCUGUGCUGAUUCCUUAACCAGGAAAAAAAUUAAUUUUAUGUGUGUUUGCUUGAUUCCUUUACGGUAGCUAGCAGAUUAGUUGUUCUACUCCUCUCUUUUUCGCAAAAAUUCCCAUGUUAUACUGAACUUUAUAUUUACAGUAACUUUUUAAGCUAUUUUGAACAGAAAUUUUUUGAUCACCAAACAAGCUAGACUGAGGUAAGUUCCUGCCUUAUCUCCAUCUUCAUUUUCUUUUGUUUUAGAUGAAAAAUUACAUGUCUGUGUACUUGCAUGAUCAAUUACCGUGUGUUCGUCAAUUGACAAUUAUCGUAAUGAGUUCCUAUUAGCAUGUCAUGUAGGACUACUUUUAUUUAUAAAUCAAAAUUUUUUGUUUAGUUUUGUGUGUUUGCAUGCUGCGAAAGAAAGCUGGGUUUCUUUGAAUGUAUAAAUAAAUUCUGUUCUGUUUGUUUUUUCCCUCUAUUUUUGAUGAGAUAACAGCAUGCUGGCAAUGAAGUUUUGCAUGAUCAUUCAAAUAUUAUGGCUGAAACUGAGUUUCUGAACAGUUGAAAAUUUAUGGGUUGCAAUUACAUUUCAUUACAAAUUAACAUGAACAUUCUCAUUGACAUACAUGCACGGUUAAUGUUUUUUUGCCAAACACACAGCUUUUGUAAAUGCUAAACAUUGAGUGCUUUAUUAUUGUAUUAGUCCACGGUUUAUUUAUGUGCCACAAUUUAAUUGAUAUCAUUUUUAUUCAUUUCAAACUUUUGUUAAAUGUUUUAAAAGAUAUCAUGGAAGGGCUUGAAUCUUCUGAUAAGGCUGCUUGGACAAAGGAAAUGUUGCAUAUAUUUUGUGAUAUAUGCAUUAAGGCAAUUGAUAUGGGAAUGAGACCUAAUACUCAUUUCGAUAAACCGGGGUGGAAAUUUCUUAUAACAUCAUUUAAAGAACAAACUGGGCAUGCAUUUACUAAAACACAAUUGAAAAACAAAUGGGAUGGAUGCAAAAAGGAUUGGAGGAUAUGGAAUAAGCUGGUUUCUGAAACCGGUGUUGGCUGGAAUAGUGAAUUAGGCACAAUUGCAGCUAGUGAUGAGUGGUGGAAACAAAAAAUUCAGGAAAUUAGAGGAGCCAAAAAAUUCAGACAUGUCGGUAUUGAGCCGUCUUUAAAGAAUAAAUUUGACCGAAUGUAUUCCAACAUUGUCGCAACUGGAGCGUUUGCAUGGGCUCCUUCAUCAGGUGUACCUGCUGGCAGUGGUGUUGAUCCUGGUACAAGCAAUGCCGACAUUGCUGAUGAUGGUUUGGAAGAGGGCAGCGGUGAUUCGGAGGAAGAUGUGAUUCCAGAUUUCCAGACUGAUAUGGCUCGAAUGGUUGGAGGGAUACAUAUGUCUAGCAGCACCAAUACAAAAAGCGGCGAGAAAAGAAAAGAACGAGAUCAUUAUGAUGUGCGAGGUAGAAAGAAGAAAACAUCUGGAAUUGGUGUUAAGUUGCUGACAAGGUGCAAUCAUCUACUUGAGAGUAUGUCAACUAAGAGUGAUUCGACGUCUGUUAAUAUGGAUCGUGAAGGCUGUAGUAUUCCCGAGGUCAUGGCUGAACUGCACUCCAUUCCUGGAGUUUCAGUUGACGAUGAUUUUCAUGACUUCGCUACGGAGUAUCUUAGUCUAAGAAGGAAAAGAGAAAUGUGGUCCAGUAUGGGCGAUAUGCAACAGAAGUUGCGAUGGUUGCAGCGAAUGUAUGAACGAAGUAAACGUGCUUAGCUGACAAGAGUAAUGGGAUGCCGGUUUUUAAAAGAGUAGUUUCCAUUUGCCGAAGUUUGUUCGAGGCAUUGUAUUUGCGGUAAUUGAUGAACUUUUUCUAGAUAAACUGCUUUACGGGAUUUAACAGACUUGUAUGAGAAAUUGUUGGUUGUAAUGUUGUAUUUUAUCAAUGAAUUACAAUGUUCAAUGGUUAAUGUUCAAUGGUUGACAUUUUAAUGGAAUUGGUUGGUAAUUUACCUUAACUGAUUUGUUAACUAUAUAUUUGUAUUUGCUGCCGUGAGGUCUGCUGGGAAUAAUAAUACAUGCUGCUGUGUUUCUUUCCUUAGCUGUACUUUUUUCAAUUUGUUAGCAACUGUUAGAUUAGGCAUGAAAGGAGAAACCAAGAUAUAUGCUUUGUAUGAGAUGGAGAGAGUAAUAAUAAUAAAGAAUCAAUAGGCAGCAUUUAUGUGUGCAUCGAAUUUAAUAUUUGAUGAUAUUUGCUGCAUUGUUUACCCCUUUAGGAUUCAUUGUCCAAAUGGGAGAGGGGGGGAUAAAAAUGAACCAAGGCAAAUAAAAAAUGACAGAUUGUUGCUUAUAAUUUACCUUUACUGUUGAUCCUUCUUUCUUUGCUGCCAUGAGGUUUCAUAAUACAUGCUGCUGUGUAUCUUUCAUUUGCAGUAAUUUUUUCAAUUGGUUAGCUAGAGAUUGACGUGUUGCAUACUGUUUUUGCCUUGGCUGUCUAGUGUUAGCUUGUGAGGUCUGAAACAACAACAUCUUUUGCAAACUGUUUGUGUUUUUUUCAUUGUUGCCGUGAGCUGUGAUGGGACUAAUGUUGU
Populus trichocarpa (black cottonwood) is the source of this 3711-nucleotide messenger RNA. RefSeq lists its product as uncharacterized. NCBI's taxonomy places the organism in Eukaryota, Viridiplantae, Streptophyta, Magnoliopsida, Malpighiales, Salicaceae. Bases 1820 to 2896 code for a protein of 358 amino acids. The transcript is spliced from 4 exons. The record is from RefSeq and is a predicted model, not a curated record.